Molecule: messenger RNA, 769 nt
Organism: Hibiscus syriacus
Lineage: Eukaryota; Viridiplantae; Streptophyta; Magnoliopsida; Malvales; Malvaceae
Product: probable histone H2A.1
Exons: 2
Coding region: 96-557 (153 amino acids)
Cellular component (GO): nucleosome
Molecular function (GO): structural constituent of chromatin; DNA binding; protein heterodimerization activity
Source: RefSeq, a predicted model, not a curated record
GCCAUAUAAAUCGCAGCCCUUUCUGGAGAAAAAUAUUACUGCGGAAUUCAUUUUCAAGUCGCGCUUUUUCCUCUUUCUUUCUGCAUUUCGAAGUAAUGGAAGCCGGUGGGAAAGCGAAGAAGGGAGCUGGAGGAAGGAAAGCAGGCGGUCCAAAGGCAAAAUCGGUUUCUCGCUCCGUCAAAGCCGGAUUACAGUUCCCGGUCGGUCGAAUCGGCCGUUACUUGAAGAAAGGCCGUUAUGCUCAGCGUGUGGGAAGCGGUGCUCCGAUAUACCUAGCUGCUGUUCUUGAGUACCUCGCUGCUGAGGUCCUGGAGUUGGCCGGUAAUGCUGCAAGAGACAACAAGAAGAAGACAAUCAUUCCAAGACAUGUUCUUUUGGCUGUGAGGAAUGAUGAGGAGCUCGGGAAGCUUUUGGCUGGUGUGACUAUUGCUCAUGGUGGAGUUUUACCGAACAUUAACCCGGUUCUUCUACCAAAGAGAAGCGAGAAGCCAUCGACUGAGCCUAAGUCACCAUCGAAGGCUGCAAAGUCUCCAGCAAAGUCACCUAAGAAGGCUUAGUAUAGUCUCUGCUUUGCUUUUUCUGGUGUUUAUGUAGCUCCUUUUUUGUGCUCUAGGUGUAGAUAAAUGUUGAUGCUUAUAGGAAGUUGGGGCCAUUUUACUUCAAAUUGCAUGUGUUGAAUGUAUGCAAUAAUGGACCUCAAUUUUCCAUGAACCGAGACUGCUUGUAUGGCAUGAGAUGGAUAUCUUUUGGUUCAUUUCAUUUUGUUACU